UUGGGAGUUGCUUUUCUUUCGCAAGUCGAGCAUUCGGAUUCGGCUGUCGCGUGGUUUCUGAUCGCAUCGUAUGUUUAUGGUGCCGAUGGUGUGGUACUUUGUAGUGCCCCGACAGUCAUGCUUCCCAUCCUAAAUGUUGCCACACGCUGUCAAGCUAAAUCUUUGUACAAAGUCAAGGCGUAGAAUCACAUGGCAUUUAGUCAGGCACCUGAGCAAGACCUACUACGAAGUGUUGGGAGUCAAGAAUGACUGCACACAGAAGGAGGUCAGGGACGCCUACGUCAAGCUGUGCAAACAGCUCCACCCUGACGUCAAAGGCCCUGCGACAUCAAUAAAAGACCACAGCAAGUUCACUGAGCUCAACCAAGCCUACACGACCCUUAGUAAGCCUCUUGAUCGUAAGCACUACGAUGACACUCUGCUGCAUCCAGAGCUUCAAAAUGUCCAACAUACGGUGUGGAGGCAAACAUACGCACGGUAUGAAGAGCCAUUCAUGCACAGAAAGGGUUCUGAUGACCAUGAUGACGAGAGUCACGAUACGCCGAGAUAUGAGGACUUUGCUCAUCUGUACAAAGAAAAGAGAAGACAUCAUCAAAAUGCCAAGUUCUAUGUUGUCAUGGGGUGCUUUGUGUUGAUUGUUUCUGGUACUUGCCUCCAUUAUGCAGCAUUCAGGUAUGGAAGCUCCAACGACAUGAAGAAGAAGAUGCAAGAGAUCAGCCAAAAGAAUUGGGCAGACUACCACCAGUCCAGACAAGACUUCAAAACAUACGGCAUGGAAGGCCAGUUGGAGCGGCUUCUCAAUGUUAGACGAGAGAAACAAGAGGACAAAGACGAUAAAAGCAGUGAAGACCGAGAAUAGUGAGCCUUAACUACAUGUAAUAUAGCAACUAUAGGAACAUGUGUAAUAAAAUAUAGGUUUUCAAUUGCA
Molecule: messenger RNA, 928 nt
Organism: Rhipicephalus sanguineus (brown dog tick)
Lineage: Eukaryota; Metazoa; Arthropoda; Arachnida; Ixodida; Ixodidae
Product: dnaJ-like protein 60
Exons: 6
Coding region: 134-859 (241 amino acids)
Source: RefSeq, a predicted model, not a curated record